Messenger RNA from Dalotia coriaria, 1311 nucleotides. It is a transcript of the gene mRpS35, whose product is annotated as mitochondrial ribosomal protein S35. The transcript has 3 exons. The coding region runs from base 255 to 1265 and encodes 336 amino acids. Gene Ontology annotation, molecular function: structural constituent of ribosome. Gene Ontology annotation, cellular component: mitochondrial small ribosomal subunit. Gene Ontology annotation, biological process: mitochondrial translation. The record is from RefSeq and is a predicted model, not a curated record. NCBI's taxonomy places the organism in Eukaryota, Metazoa, Arthropoda, Insecta, Coleoptera, Staphylinidae.
UUUACCGACUAAUUUUGCUCAAAUUUAGAGCACUUAUUAUAAAACCUAGCAUGUCUGCUAUAAUAGUGUGGUUAAAAAUUAAAGGACAAUGAUGUUUCUAAAAUAAGUGGAAGGAAAAUCUUCGAACACCGCGUGUAUUUAGUCGGUUUCAGACACUUUUUGACAAUAGUACCGUGCAUGGCAUAACCUUAAAUAUAUCUGCCUGCCUCAAGUCUCUCAUUAAUUUGCUAAAAUCACGAAUAAUUAAAGAAAAUAUGUCUGUAAUCACAAGAGUUUUUGAUGCGAAGCUUAUGCGUAAUAUACCUCGAUGUUCGACAUAUUAUUCCACAAAGCCGGGCGAAGAAGAAGAAAAAGAAGGUGAAUUCAGAGUUUUGAACCUAAGAAAUCUCAGAACUAAUAUACCAAGACGGAAAUUUGUAAAACCCGACGUGCUCCCGCCCAGAAGUGAGCAAAUGAAGGUUGAUCAAGACUGGGGCAGUGUGUGGCCAGGACCUAGAACCUUCCACCCUGCAGUUGUCCCUCUCCCCAUUCGUCAAGGUUAUCCUAAAAGGGGUGAAGCACCCCCAGACAAAUUUGGAAAUGCUGAGCUUAUGAAAAUUCCCAACUUUCUGCAUUUAACACCACCUGUUAUUGCCAGACAAUGUGAAGCUCUUAAGAAGUUUUGUACACCAUGGCCUAAAGAGCUGAAGAACGACAAAAUAUGUGAGAAAUAUUUUCCUUUAGAAGUGACUUCAUCCAUGUAUUGUCAUUCAUCUGUAACUAUAAGAGAUCCAAUGGCGAGAAUUAUCACUGUCAAGUUUAGUUUGUCAGCUUUGAAGCUUGAUGCGCAUGCAAAAGACAAAUUUUUACGACUUGUCGGCGAUCGGUACGAUGAGGAGACCGAUAAAGUAACUAUUGUUACUGAUAGAUGCCCAAUGCAGAAACAAAAUUAUGACUACGCUAUGUACUUGAUUACGGCACUCUAUCAUGAAUCGAACAAUGUCGAAACUUGGGAGAAGCUUAAAUCCGAAGCUGAUAUGGAAUAUUACGAUUGGCAGAAGAAUGCUUCCAAAAAAUCAUUGGAAACUUUAUUCGGCAAGCCGUAUGAAGAGAUUCAACACGGCAAGGAAUAUGCGGGUGCUGUGGAUAAAUAUAUGAACGAAGGUGAAAGCGAAUAUACAAUUAACAACUAUGGCGAAGCGGUUAGGAGUUUAUUAGGUUUGCCCCAGAGGACGGCUGAAAAUGCAACAGUUCAAGCUGAAGAUGUUACGAAUAAAGUAAAAUAAUUAAUGUAUGUUUGAGUUUUGUAAAUAAAGUAAGAGUUACAAAUGA